Pongo pygmaeus (Bornean orangutan) is the source of this 1289-nucleotide messenger RNA. RefSeq names its product saoe class I histocompatibility antigen, A alpha chain-like. The record is from RefSeq and is a predicted model, not a curated record. Gene Ontology annotation, molecular function: peptide antigen binding; signaling receptor binding. Gene Ontology annotation, cellular component: external side of plasma membrane. Lineage: Eukaryota; Metazoa; Chordata; Mammalia; Primates; Hominidae. Gene Ontology annotation, biological process: positive regulation of T cell mediated cytotoxicity; antigen processing and presentation of endogenous peptide antigen via MHC class I via ER pathway, TAP-independent; antigen processing and presentation of endogenous peptide antigen via MHC class Ib. The coding region runs from base 103 to 672 and encodes 189 amino acids. The transcript is spliced from 3 exons.
GAAACAUUGAGACAGAGCGCUUGGCACAGGAGUAGCAGGGUCAGGGCGAAGUCCCAGGGCCCCAGGCAUGGCUCUGAGGAUCUCAGGCCCCAAAGGCGGUGUAUGGAUUGGGGAGGUGCAGCGUUGGAGAUUCCCCAUCUCCGCAGGGUUUCUCUUCGCCCUCUCCCAACCUGCGUCAGGUCCUUCUUCCUGGAUACUCACCGGGCGGCCCCAGUUCUCACUCCCAUUGAGAGUCGGGUUUCUAGAGAAGCCAAUCAAUGUAGCCGCGGUCCCGGUUCUAAAGUUCCCACGCACCCACCGGGACCCCGAUUCUCCCCAGUCGCCGAGGAUGGGGUCAUGGCGCCCCGAACCCUCCUUCUGCUGCUCUCGGGGGCCCUGGCCCUGACCCAGACCCGGGCGGGCUUCCACUCCUUGAGGUAUUUCCACACCACCAUGUCCCGGCCCGGCCGCGGGGAUCCCCGCUUCAUCUCCGUGGGCUACGUGGACGACACCCAGUGCGUGCGGUUCGACAGCGACGCCACGAGUCCCAGGAUGGAGCCGCGAGCGCCGUGGAUGGAGCAGGAGAGGCCGGAAUAUUGGGAGGAAGAGACAGGGACCGCCAAGGCCAACUCACAGCUUUACCGAGUGAACCUGCGGACCCUGAGCGGCUACUACAACCAGAGCGAGGCCUAAGUGCAGCUUCAUUCCCUCCCUGUUCGUGUGGCCUGGACUUAAUGACUCACUUCUAACUGAUAGAGUAAUGCUGACAUAAUAGUUUGUGAUUCUGGGUGUAGAACAUAAGACCCACUGAAGUUUCUACUUUGGUUCUUUCUUUCUCUGGAAUCAUGAGCCCUGGGGGAAGCUGGCUGUUGUGUUAUAAGGAGGCCUGUGGAAAGGUCCAUGUGACUAGGAAGUGAGUCCUCCUGGGACCAGACAAUAAGAAGCUAAUGCCUCUUCCAACAGCCACGUGAGAGAUUCUUGUGUCUUGUGAAUCCCCGGCCCCAUUUGAGCCCUCAGAUGAUUCAGCCCUGGAUGACAACUAGACUGUAACGUUGUGAGAGGCCCUGAGCCAGAAGCAUUCAGAGAAACCUCUCCUGGAUUCCUGACCAUUGAAAACUGUGGGAGAUGAUAAAUAUUUGUUGGUUUGAGCUGCUAAGUUGUAGGUGACUGUUAUGCAGCAGUAGAUAACUAAUACAGCUUCACAAGAGAGGAUGAAUCAUUGAACUUUCUCAUUUGCUCUAAAUUCAUUAUAAGAUAUUAAACAUGUCAUUUCCUUUUAAUAUUUAAGAAAAAUUUCCAUGGUUAUAUAA